This is a messenger RNA of Solanum verrucosum, 687 nucleotides long. RefSeq lists its product as uncharacterized. Lineage: Eukaryota; Viridiplantae; Streptophyta; Magnoliopsida; Solanales; Solanaceae. The record is from RefSeq and is a predicted model, not a curated record. Bases 1 to 687 code for a protein of 228 amino acids. The transcript has 2 exons.
AUGAACAGAAGUUCUAGAGCACAGGAGCAUGCAUUGAAGGCUUCUACUAAUACUUAUUCCAACAACUAUAGAGGAAGAGGUAGAGGUAGAGGCCGAGGAAGAGGAAGAGGAGAUCGUGGAGAAAGAGAUUUCAGUAGAAAUUUCAAAACCAACACUGAUCAGUCUCAAGGCAGAGGUCGAAACCAUGACAAAUCCAAGACUACCAAUUUUGUCGAAAAUAAGGAAGUAGAAACAUUGUUAAUGGCUGUCCAUGCUAGAACAGAACAUGAAUCUGAUAUUUGGUAUGUAGAUACUGGAUGCAGUAAUCAGAUGUGCGGAAGCAAAUUUUCUUUUUCAUCUUUGGAUGAAAAGUUUCGUUCUACUGUGGCUUUUGGUGAUUGUUCAACUGUAGAAGUGAUGGGGAAAGGUGACAUCAAGAUUAAAACCAAGAAUGGUUUUGUGGAAACAAUUUCUAAUGUGUUGUAUGUUCCUGACUUGAAAAGUAAUUUACUUAGUGCUGAUCAGUUGCAAGAAAAAGGUUAUGUCAUCACUAUCAAGAAGGGAGAGUGUGAAAUUUAUGAUCCUGAGAGAGGAGCUAUUGCACUAGUUCAAAUGAGCUCCAACAGAUUGUUUCCACUGAGGAUUGAUAACAUUCAAUCUUGUUUGAUGGCUGAAGUAAAGGAUUCAUCAUGGCUGUGGCACUUCUGA